Malania oleifera is the source of this 1736-nucleotide messenger RNA. RefSeq names its product glutelin type-D 1-like. The coding region runs from base 468 to 1538 and encodes 356 amino acids. Lineage: Eukaryota; Viridiplantae; Streptophyta; Magnoliopsida; Santalales; Ximeniaceae. The record is from RefSeq and is a predicted model, not a curated record. Gene Ontology annotation, molecular function: nutrient reservoir activity. The transcript has 3 exons.
AAUGAUGAUUAACGAAUGCAUAAUACAAAAUUGAAAAUACAUGAAAUAGAGUUUUGAUAAUGAUGAUUCUACGUUUUCAUGUAAUCUGACCCACCAACAUCGCGCAGGAAAGGAAAAUACUCAAGAGAGAAACAAACGCGGAAAGGGAAGUUUAAUCAGAAAGCUGCGUAUUUAUCUUUUUUGUAAGAUAUAUUCCGAUAAUACGACUAAUUACUGGAAUUACUGUGAUUUGGUCGCUGAUUCGUUUGAACUUGAUGUUGAUCAAAUCUUUCUGUUAUCUAAUCCUAGUUCAACGGAAAAUGCUCCGUAUUAGAAUCCUGUAGAGCCUAUUUAUAGGUGCCUCAGCCGGCGACUGUCAUCAAUCAUCUUCUCCACAGAAAGUUCUCAAAUUUGAAUUCUUUACUGCUUGGGUUGCUUCUCUUUGUUUUCUUUUUGGUUCCUCAGAUUAUUUGCCUAGAAAAGAAGAGAUGGAAAUUGAUCUUUCUCCAAAGUUGGCCAAGAAGUUGUACGGAGACAAUGGGGGCUCCUACCACGCAUGGUGCCCUUCGGAACUUCCCAUGCUGCGCGAAGGCAACAUAGGAGCGGCCAAGCUUGCUCUUGAGAAAGAUGGGUUUGCGCUCCCUCGCUAUUCUGAUUCUUCCAAGGUCGCCUAUGUUCUUCAAGGGAGCGGCGUUGCCGGAAUUGUCCUCCCAGAAUCCGAAGAGAAGGUUGUUGCCAUCAAGAAGGGCGACGCACUCGCCCUUCCUUUUGGUGUUGUCACCUGGUGGUACAACAAAGAGGACACUGAGCUCGUUGUUCUCUUCUUAGGUGACACUGCAAAAGCCCACAAAUCCGGCGAAUUCACUGAUUUCUUUCUAACGGGCUCCAAUGGCAUCUUCACUGGUUUCUCUACCGAGUUUGUGAGCCGAGCUUGGGACUUGGAUGCAGAUGUUGUCAAGACCCUUGUAGGGAAGCAGCCCGACAGUGGCAUUGUAAAGCUGGAUGGAUCUGUCAAGAUGCCUGAGCCAAAGGAGGGGCACAGAGAUGGCAUGGCAUUGAACUGUGAGGAAGCCCCGUUGGAUGUGGACAUUAAGAAUGGUGGAAGGGUUGUGGUCUUGAACACCAAGAACUUGCCUCUGGUUGGUGAGGUUGGGCUUGGAGCCGAUCUGGUUAGGCUGGAUGGAGGUGCUAUGUGCUCUCCUGGCUUCUCUUGUGACUCUGCGCUCCAAGUGACCUACAUCGUUAGGGGAAGCGGCCGUGUUCAGGUUGUUGGUGUUGAUGGCCGCAGGGUGCUGGAAACUACUAUCAAGGCGGGCAAUUUGUUCAUUGUUCCAAGGUUUUUCGUGGUUUCGAAGUUUGCAGAUGCUUCUGGGAUGGAAUGGUUCUCCAUCAUCACCACUCCCAAUCCCAUAUUCACCCAUUUAGCAGGAAGGACUUCAGCUUGGAAGGCACUGUCCCCUGAAGUGCUGGAGGCAUCCUUCAAUGUGCCGGCUGAUGUAGAGAAGCAAUUCCGCUCCAAGAGGAUGUCUGAUGCCAUCUUCUUUCCUCCACCAAAUUAAGACGAAGGAAAUCACACUUCCAAUUUUCUUGUUUUUCAGUUUCUGUAGAGAUUUCUUUCUGUGUCAUGUUCCUUAUUUUUCAUACUUAGCAGGUCUUUAGGAUUUUAGUACCAAAAAAAAAGGUCUUUUGGAUUUGAGAUGAUGUUUAUAUUUUAUUUAUUAUAGUUUAAUACGAAUUUUUGUAUGGUUUGGUUGCCA